Capsella rubella is the source of this 744-nucleotide messenger RNA. Its product is annotated as agamous-like MADS-box protein AGL97. Bases 39 to 668 code for a protein of 209 amino acids. The transcript has a single exon. The record is from RefSeq and is a predicted model, not a curated record. Gene Ontology annotation, molecular function: protein dimerization activity; DNA-binding transcription factor activity, RNA polymerase II-specific; RNA polymerase II cis-regulatory region sequence-specific DNA binding. NCBI's taxonomy places the organism in Eukaryota, Viridiplantae, Streptophyta, Magnoliopsida, Brassicales, Brassicaceae. Gene Ontology annotation, biological process: positive regulation of transcription by RNA polymerase II.
UUUCUCUUUGUCUGUGAAAUUGAGAAAACUACAUCACAAUGGUUGGGUUGAAGAGGAAGAUUGAUAUAAAGAAGAUAAGGGAGAAAGAUCCACGAGGGGUUACUUUCUCAAAACGUCGUACGGGUCUUUACAGCAAAGCCUCGGAGCUUUGUCUUCUCUCCGACACACAGAUGGCGAUCUUAACGACUCCGGUUUCUUCAAAUUCACACGCCUCUUUCUACAGUUUUGGUCACUCCUCUGUCGAUAGUGUUGUCGCAGCUUUCCUCACGGAUCAGACUCCUCCUCGGGAUGAGGAUGAUGAUGAUGAAAAGUUAGGGUUUUGGUGGGAAGACGAGAGUCUUGUCGAUACAGAGGACCAGGAGGAGUUGGGAGAGGUGAUUGAUUCAAUGAAGAAGAUGUUAAACGAUCUGAAGGAGUUGGAAAAUAAGCGAAGAGAUCGUGAGGACGUGGAGAAGGAGAAGGGUGUCUCACACGUAACUUGUCAAGAGCAAACCCUAAUUCAUCAACCGUGUUCUUCAAGUCUAUGCUUUGAUCAAGAUGAUGUAACUGUGAAUCAAGAGUUUAGUCUUGAUGAAAUCUUCGAUUUAGUGACGAGUUCUGAAGUUGCAGAGAUGAAUCUGGGGAUGUCUUAUAACAACAAAAACAACAAUGCUUUACUUGGAUUUUAAAUACUGUUUUGUUGUAUGUUUGAAAUUUCUUUUAUCAAAUUUUUUUGACUUAUUGUAUCUGUGUGUUGUCUUUGUA